GCGGACAGCCCCCCAGCAAGGAUAUGUGUUGCAUUGUGGACUCUGAACGACUUUGGAGGAGCCGAUAAAACAGACAGUAUUCUGCCGUUUUGUACGAACGGUUUUCCAAACAAUCCAAGAACCGAGGCUAUAACCAGCAGAUCCACACCCCCGGGAACCUCAAGRCAAUCGCUCCAUAAUCUGGCAUUUACGACGCUUCAUAGUCCUUCACGACUCCGCACAACUGUGGCCCAAGUGCAUUGCGCAGAAUCACCCCGGCCCGAGAAGGGCUACAGGGCUGAAAACGUACGGAUUCAAGAACCGGCGCUCUAUGGAUACGACUCCAACGAUACACGCCCGGCAGAAUCUGCAAAACCAGACUCCUACCCAGCGUAUACAGGCACAGAAGGCCCAGGAUCGAGAGCACGUGGAGGAUUUCGUUGCCCAGGACAUCCACAGUAAAACACUGAAACCGGAUGAUUUCAACGCUUUAAAUGACAAUUCUGAGCUCGACGAUAUGCUGUUGUACGAAGCGGCCAACCAUCUUGAUACAGUGAAUUUUCUGAGGUAGAAACACCAGAUAGGUUUCUCACAGCCUUUUACAGGGCUCUAUAAAAUCCAGAAAGGUCUUGCUACACAAACAAAUGGUGGCUUUACACAAGCGGRAAAACAGUCAAGAUCUAUCUUUCUGACAUAGAACAAUGCCCCGUUUGUMAAACAACAAUCUGAUUAAAAAACGCAAAUACAAGCGCUAAAAACCUAUAUGUAACAUGGAUCCUUCCAGAAUACCACAAGAACACACAUCCUUAAUUAACCAAUUGAAUGAGACCGGGGCGACAGAUCCCAUAAUUCAGACACUUGAAAACCUGUUAUUGCAGAUUCCAGAAGAACUCCUAUCCUUAAUUAACCAAAUGAAUGAGAGCACAAGAUCUUCGACACCAGAACACCCACACACCCCUCUAACUCCCAUGUCCGAGGAGUCUGAACCACAAUAUGUUGUUUUUGAGGAAUUGGAAAAUUGUAUAAUAAAUCAAUGMUCUUGAUUGAAGUGUUUGGGUUGUGUACCGAAAUAAAUUCAGCAAUGCAGAGAUUCGACAGUUUUUUAAAUUGCACAUGGCUGAAUCAGAACCUUGAUUAUGCAGUUUUUUAUGUGAUGAUAUUGGAUACUCUGAACGAACUGUUAGACAGGGCAACAGAUUUUGCCGAACCUCGUGAUGUCUUACAGCUUGAAAUUUGUGGAGAUAGCAUGCAAAACACUGUAUCUCUUGUUUUACCCAAUGGCGCAGCAGAUCUUGAACAAUUUAUAGCCCUGCUGAAACGACUUGUUCAAUCAAAUGUAUCUAUCAUAGCUGAUAGGACCCUCGAGCUCGUAGUACGUCAACCCCUAGGUGGAGGGGGUCAGAGAAGGAAACUUGAUAGUCUCAUGCAAUCAGAAAUCAUAAGCAAUAGAAGGGUAUAUCUCAUAAACGUUCACAAUCCUGGUAAUCAGCUAUGCUUUGCAAUAGGCCUAGCACAUUUACUCAACCCUGGAUGUACUGAUCUAGAGGCUUUACAAAACUCUCGGGAGCUUCAAAAUGCCGUGGGUCUAGGUAUACAGGAUGCUGUGGCUUUCUCUGACAUAGUCAAAUUUGAAACAUUUCUGAACAUCAAGAUUGUGGUUUUGUACCACAGUAGAGCUAAUGCAGCUCUCUUGAAAUUCCAGAACAACCCACAACCUCAUCCUCAGAUUCUGUACUUUUAUGUGCAAAACGACCAUUAUUAUGCUAUUACCAACAUCACAGCGUUUUUAGGAGCGCCAUAUGUGUGUCCAGCAUGUCAUACAGGCUACACCCGAAAGGGGGGGCACUCUUGUCAUUAUAACUGUUCAGUAUGUCUGGAUGAAACAUGUCCGAUGCAACCCUUAAACCUAACACCCUGUGCGGAUUGUCAACCCACAUGURGUUCGGCCUACUGCUACGAAAAACACAAAAUUGAAACAUGGCACCCCAAGGCAUGUAAAUCUGUAAGCAGUUGUGACAUUAACAAGAAAUGUCCAAAAUGCCAUUGCAAUUACAACCUUAAAAUAGACAGCCCUAAACCUCAUGGGCUGGCCUGCGCCUUAUACCUGGAGGUCUCUUUUUUGGUCUUCGAGACAACAGCAUAA
Salvelinus sp. IW2-2015 is the source of this 2122-nucleotide messenger RNA. NCBI's taxonomy places the organism in Eukaryota, Metazoa, Chordata, Actinopteri, Salmoniformes, Salmonidae. The record is from RefSeq and is a predicted model, not a curated record.